UAUACGCCAAGCAGGUUGUUGCUUAAAUACCCUUUCUCCGCGCAAACUUUUUAUCCAAAAUCUACUUCAAGUAAGCUCUAUCUUGGGUCGGGAGGGAAUUGAAACCCCAAUCAAUUAGGGUUUUUUGCAGCUGUAAUUUACAAGGAAGAUGAUCGAGGUGGUGCUGAACGACAGGCUUGGGAAGAAGGUCAGAGUGAAGUGCAACGAGGAUGAUACAAUCGGCGAUCUGAAGAAGCUGGUCGCGGCUCAGACUGGAACCCGGGCCGACAAGAUCCGAAUCCAGAAGUGGUACAAUAUCUACAAGGACCACAUCACUCUCAAGGAUUAUGAGAUCCAUGACGGCAUGGGCCUUGAGCUCUACUACAACUAAACCUUAGUAAUUUCACCCUCUUAACCCUCCUUUAUGUGUUUAUACGUAUGGGUACUCUCGUGUGUGGAUUGGUCGUAAUUGAAGUUUCAUAGUGUUCUAUGGAUUUUCAUAUGUUGUAGUAAGUAAAUUUUUGGGUGAUUGUUUUGGAUUUUUCGAUUGUGUGUUUAUUUCUCUGGAAUUGUCGAAUUAGUAUGUGCUGUGGAAUUUGGAAUUAGGGCAAGGGAGAAUUUGAAUAAUACUGUACUUUAAUGGAAGUGGAAAUAAAGAUUGUUUUUCUUGUAGA
Olea europaea var. sylvestris is the source of this 653-nucleotide messenger RNA. RefSeq names its product ubiquitin-like protein 5. The record is from RefSeq and is a predicted model, not a curated record. Gene Ontology annotation, molecular function: protein tag activity; protein binding. The coding region runs from base 149 to 370 and encodes 73 amino acids. NCBI's taxonomy places the organism in Eukaryota, Viridiplantae, Streptophyta, Magnoliopsida, Lamiales, Oleaceae. The transcript has a single exon. Gene Ontology annotation, biological process: protein modification process; mRNA splicing, via spliceosome. Gene Ontology annotation, cellular component: cytoplasm; nucleus.